AUGCCACUAGAGCUAGAACUGGUCACCAAUGGCUAUAUGGAAAGCGAGUAUGAUUUCAAGAGGAUACGACAGGCUAUAAUAGGUAAUAAGGACCUCAAGUUCAAAUUAGCCAGCGAAUAUGCAUUUACGGAAUGUCUUGUUUCGCAAUUCAAUAAAUGCACGAGUUCUUUAAUCAGCACCAAUAGGAUCCAGGAGGAUUUGUUACAAUCGUUGGAAGAGCUAGCGGUGAUUAUCAAAGUGUUUAUCUCGUUUGUUACUGAGCUGGAAGUGUUGAAUAAGCAAGAUGUGAUGCAAACAAUUUGGAACAUGGAAGGUGUACUUGCUCCUCUAUUAAAAUUGCUCAACCACUUUAUCGAAAAUAUUGUACCACAAUGCAACAGCAUUGCACCAGGACAGAAGAAAAAGACUUUUAUAACCAAAUAUGAAGUGUUGGUUGAGCAUGCUCUAGACAUCAUAUUGGGAUUAUCCAAUCUUCGAAAUUAUGAUAUCGAUGCAACUUUAUUGUGGCGAUAUAUCACAUUGUUACUUGUUGUAACCGAUAGUAAUCACGAAAAUAUCUUCCAAAUCAAACCCUUUGGAAUACUACAGAAGCUGCUAAAGUUAGUGCCGUUGGUGUUGAGUUCACAAAACUCUAUCAGUUUGGAAGCUAUCUUUACUGGCUUGGUAACUUUGUUUGAUAGGCUCACCACUGAAAGCAGAAUCAUAGUCGAGGCACAUGUGGACCAAGAAGACUACCCUGUGGGAGCGGGAGACGAGUCCAGUGCAUUUGAGGAGCUAGUAUUUGGAAUCAACACCCUUCCCAAUGUUGAUUUGAAGUCAUCUAUUGUAGAUGACCUUAUAAACACAAGAGUUUUUUUGGAAAUUGUAAGUUCCACUGCACAGAUAAUGACAUACCUUAAGUCAAAGGAGUACCCUAUAUCAUUGAUAAUGUCUGAAAGAAAAAAAGAAGACAGAUUCAAUUUUUCAUCCAUGUCAUCAUCAUCAUCAUCAUCAUCAUCAUCAUCAUCAUCAAUAAUUUUCUUUGACCCACGAAUAUACUUUACAUUAUUGUUGUUUUUCAAGAUAAAUUCCGAGGAAGUGGUAUUGCCUGUUCUCAACUUGUUGGUAAUUGUUUUAGAUAACUUCGGCACUCUGAAAAAGCUACUGGUGGACCAAAUUUUUCUCAAUUACGAAAGAAUGUUUCCUCGUAUAAUCUCAACUUUGGACUAUGGCGUUGGUCGCAGAAAGCACAGUGGCAAGAAAAAGCACGAAAAGAAUUCUGCCAAGGAUACGACGACAACUUGGCGUCCUAGAAAGAUACAUCCUCCGCCUUUGUAUUUGAAAUCUGCAACUCGCAUUCUUGCAGAUUUAUGUGCUCAACAUCAAGGAAUAUUGGACAAAAUAGCCGAUACAAACACUUAUUGUAGAUUGAUUGAUAGCUUGAACUCGUGUUUCAAGUCGAGUCAAAUGAUCAAACAAUUGAAGACCUUGAAAAGCCGGUCAAACCAUGGAACUGUUUUGGUAGACUUCACCUGGAUUCAAUGUGGCCCCUAUUCUGAGAUUUCAGACUUGCUUCUUCUACUAAGUGUCUUUGCAAGUGAACGCGAGGAUUACAGACAUAAAAUAGUUGCAUAUUAUCAAGCAUACAAGAUAGAAUUGCCAGAAGCAAUCUUUGAAAUUCUAGACAACUAUCAUUUCCUUUGUAAUCAGUUGCAAUUGAUUUAUCGCUUAGUACGCCCAAAAAGGACGACAAGUGGUGGUGGUGGUGGUAGUGGUGGCAGCGGCAGAUCUUCCACCCAAACCAAACUCACAAGAGAGCAUUUACUGUGGAUCGGCAAGAAUUUAGGUGCUAUAUGCGCACUUGAGAGUUCGCCUAUUUAUACCAACUGCUUUUAUUUUAUCAGAUCGGUUUCCAGGUCCGUUGCAACAUUGAGGACAUUUUUUGUUGAGUGCAAUGCAUUUAAGAGCUUUAUUACUCGGGGAAGAGCGACAGAAGGGUUCGAUAUAGAUAACCCUAUUUCAGCUUCUCAAUUACUGAACCCAAUGCAAAGCAGCGCACCAGACAACAAUGGACUUCAGCUUCCAGAUCACUCUGCACAUUCUCCAACUGGCGGAUUUGUCACGGAUUUAUUGGAGAUUAUACGGAUCUAUGAGAACCUUGACCUGAAAUUCAAUUUCUUUUUUAAAUUGAAUCACAACAGUUCGAUAGAUGCUAAGUAUCUCCAAAAAAACCUAACAGAAAACAAAGCACUUUGUGUUGGUUUAUUGGCCAAUUUCAUUUUGGACUUUAGCUCCUUUAGAUACAAGAUUGUUGGUUACGAAAGCUUUUUAUCUAGUUUGGCAGCUAUUUAUCAAAAUUCAUCGUACAGUCAAAACAUCAAUGGAAACAAGUUCAAUGAGGAGGAAAUUCACAAAAGGAACGUAAUUCAGCUCAAGGUUAUGCAAGUGAUAAAGAACUUUAUGUUCAACGAAGCAGCAGAGAACAAAAAGGAAGUUUUAAACUACUUUCCUAUGAGCUUUGUAUUUCAGAAAGCUAGUUUUGGAAUGAUGAGUGAUGAUCCACCGGACAAAAUGGGGCCAGACAAUAAGCAACUACGAAUCCAACAAAAAAUUAUAGCUUUUGAGAUUCUAAGAAAUUUUACAGCGGGGUCGCCAUCGUUUGCUGAAUUCUUGAGAGAUUAUUACUUUGAGGAAUGUUGGCAUGCUAGUAUGGAAACAUAUUCGGAAGUUCCAGAAGUCUGGUCUGAAUUCUUGAUUCGAAACAUCACGAAUGUUGGAAUAUUUCUUGACUCUGAUGAUAAGAAUGCCAGUUUUUUCAAUGAUGAGACCUUGUUGAAUUUGCUCAAAAACGAUGAUUAUGUAAAAUUAGUGAGAUCUAUCAACUUCACGGAGGACCAUGCAUAUACCGUAAUUGACAAGAUCCACGUGGAUCUAUUCCCCACUGAUGAUCUUUUGUAUAUUUGGUUAAGGUUUUUGGCAUUUGAGAUCCCCGAUUCCCUUGAGGAAAUGGUACCGGAUGAUAGAUUGCAUAUGAUAAACAACUUGAACAUGAUCAAGUUAUCGAUUGCUUGGGUUCUUGUUAACUUGACUUGGAAAUCUUCAGUCUUUUGUUAUGAUGCGCAUGAUUAUACUGAUUACGAAGUGUACCAAACAGUGGAUACGUCUAGAAGAAGCCAGAGAGAUGCUCUUUCUAAGCAACAAAAUAACUUUAGAGAAGACAAGAGGACAGAGAUGGAAAGUGAUACCGAUGCAGUUAAAGACCAUUGGUCAGUUUACGAUAGAGCGCGGUAUUUGGACAAAUUUGGAUUUUCCAAGGUUAUCUACGAAGCAUUGGCCAACUACAGUAAGCGACGCUCAGUUUACAGAAUAAAGAAGGAGAACAAACCUGACGUUGCACAAGAGGUUGAUGUGUUUGAGAAGUUAAAGAGUGCAUUGCACCAAAUUAACUUUUUGUGUACCGGGAGUCGCGAAGGUAACAAUAAAGAAUAUAGUCAAGGUGUUAGUGACCUGUUUUUGAGAUUGCAACGAAAUUCAGACAACUUGAUUGAAAUUGUAAAUGGGAACACUGUUGAUGAUGCUCCUCAUCUGGAUGACGAGUUAGUAUAUGCGACCUCUCGGAGAAGAGAAGCGAUCAAUUCAGAGGAUGAUGGUGAUGAUGGAGGACAAGAGAACGAGAAUGAAGACGAGGAAAUGGCCGAACGCGAAGACGACGAAGACGAAGAAGAGGAGAAUGAAGAAGAAGUAGAAGAAGAUGCAAUAAGUAUAAACGAGGAAGUAAAUGACAGUGAUGAUUCGAAUGACGAUUUACCACAUGAGUAUUGGGUUAUGUGA
Molecule: messenger RNA, 3810 nt
Organism: Lodderomyces oxycetoniae
Lineage: Eukaryota; Fungi; Ascomycota; Pichiomycetes; Serinales; Debaryomycetaceae
Exons: 1
Coding region: 1-3810 (1269 amino acids)
Biological process (GO): proteasome-mediated ubiquitin-dependent protein catabolic process
Cellular component (GO): GID complex
Source: RefSeq, a predicted model, not a curated record